Molecule: messenger RNA, 1789 nt
Organism: Durotheca rogersii
Lineage: Eukaryota; Fungi; Ascomycota; Sordariomycetes; Xylariales; Xylariaceae
Product: AhpD-like protein
Exons: 1
Coding region: 593-1258 (221 amino acids)
Source: RefSeq, a predicted model, not a curated record
GUCCAUUUGUGGUUCAUCCGGCUGGUCCCGGCUCCUGCAGUCAGCAUAGAAGGAAUCCGUAGUAUUCAUGGAUCUCUCUCUUUCUCUUUCUCUUUUUUUUUUCCCCUCCCGAAACCUCUUACGAAGUAUGCCUUGCAGAAGGAUUUGCGGAAGACGUAAUUAGUCAUCCCUUGGGCACACAUCAGAAAAGGAUUUAUUCCUAGCUAGAUUGUCACUAGAACGGGUCUGGAUGUGACAUCCGGGCAGCUCACCAUCUCAGCUCGAUGUAAUCUUUUCCUAGUUCCUGCAUGCUGCAAGCUCGACCGCGUCGCUAUGGCACGUUUUCUGAGGAAAAUCUCGUGAUCGAGACCCCUAACCAUGUGUUCAAGCAUAGGGGAAGUUUCUGGCAAGGGCGAUGGUUCACAUUCCUUCGUCUCUUGCGAAACAACAAGGUGGAACUACGCCUGCUCUACUCCGGUAUAUAAACGACGUCUUCAUCUUGACUAGAUGACUCGCUCGAUUACAGCAAGCACUCAGUCAUCUAUCAUCUGCCACUUCCGCAAAAAACAAUCUCUAUCAUCCUCUCUCAGCCUCUUCAAGAGUCUCCUUCACCAUGUCUGCCAACGACAACUCUUCCACUGCCGCUGCCGGCGCGCCCGCACAGGAUAUCAACUACACCGUUCGAUACCCGAACCAGAGGGCUGUCUUCCCUUACAUCGACCCCAAGAAGGCGCCUGCCGAGCUUGCCCAGGCCUUGAAGGUCCUGCCCUUUGAGCGCAACGUCCUCAAGCUCCUGGCUCACGCCGAGGGUUUCUUCCCGCCGAUCUCUCAGCUCCUCGGCACCAUCUUCCGCAUCACUCGGGAGCUUCCCACCUUGGAGUGGCAGUUGGUCGUCCUCCGUACAGCCGCUCUGAUUGGGGCCCACUAUGUUUUUGAGAUCAACACCCCUGUGGCUCUCGUUAACGGCAUGCCUAAUGCCAAGCGCCUUCUGAUCGCUUUCGGAAAGGUGGACGACACCGAGUUCUUCACCGUUCGCGACCGCAUCCUCUUGCGCUACGUGAAGGAACUCGUUGAGGACAAUACCGCCUCCGAUGGGCUCCUUGAGGAGCUCCGAGCCAACUUCACCACGCGAGAGAUCAUAGAGGUCAUCGUCAUCGUCGGUCUAUACACCAUCUUCGGCCGCGUCGCUAAUGUCAGCCGAAUCGACGAGGACCCUGAGAUUCCUGGACUCCUGGACUCCCUCACUAAGCUGACCGGCCAGAAGGACCGCGGCGAGUAGAUGCGGAUCCGCUACCGCCAUAGCACGUUUGCAACCCUGGGGUGGGGAAGGGAGGAUUGGUGAAAUUGUGCAAUCGCGGUGUGUGCGCGUCGAGAGUUGAACUUGUUAGCGGUAGAUGUAGGGUCGAGAAGAGUGAAAAUAUAAGUGAAAAGUUGUCUACCUUAAUCAGCAUCUUCCACGCAGCAUAUAAGACUCCUGCCGGUGAUAGUAAUGCGUGGCUGACACCUCCGAUCGUGAAACAAGUGGCAGUCUCUCAUUCCGAGACAUCUUGGGAAGGUAAGGGAGGGGCGAGCGGUCGGGCGGAGCGUGACGGAGACAAUGAGGAUCGCCCGGGGAUAGAGGUAGGGGGUCUGGAGGUAAGUCCGGCAGGGAAUUCUACUAGGGUUGGUUGCGCUUUGGGUACGCUUUUGGGGUUGCGCUUGGGUUGCACUGCGUCGUGCAAUUAAGCAUAAAUUUAGCGGCUGUCGUGUUACCUGCGGGUGAUUACUAUACCGAACUUCCGCUAAGUGCACGUAAAAUGCAUCCCUCCCC